UCCUCGGCAUGUCUCAUGUUGACAUGCGUAAAAACUACACUUCCCCAAAGCUGUCACAGAGCGCUCCCGCCUCCCAUUGGCUGCUCGCUCCAGCCGCAGCCCCAGAGAAUGAAUGAAAUUGAAAUAGCUGCUACAUUACAUGUACAAUACUGGGCUCUGCAGUGUUGCAUUCUAUCAUACUAUAUCAAAAUGGCCACAGCGGUACAGAACCCCCUCAAAUCGCAAUCUGGAGGUGCAGUCAUCAAGAACAGUCUUGGUGAGGAGUUCUAUAAGGAGGCCAUUGAACACUGUCGCAGCUACAAUGCCCGUCUGUGCGCCGAGCGCUCCAUGCGUCUCCCCUUCCUGGACUCCCAGACCGGCGUGGCCCAGAGCAACUGUUACAUCUGGAUGGAGAAGAACCACCGUGGACCAGGUCAUGCUCCAGGUCAGUUGUACACAUAUCCCGCUCGCUGCUGGCGCAAGAAGCGACGGCUAAACAUCCUGGAGGACCCACGGCUUGUACCGAUUGAGUUCAAGAUCGACUACGAGGCUUCUCUAAAGAAAGAGGGGGGUAUCCCAGACGGUCCUGUGCUGGAGUCGCUGCUCGCCGGGGAAACCCUGGACAAGAAGGUAGAAACCAAGGAAGAAGAGCCAAUGAGCGAGUGUCAGAAGCUGCUGGUCGGGGAUUUCCCUCAUGAACUGGAGGUGGACGAGAUGGAGGAAGAUGUCCCGAAGCGCAAGAACCGUACCAAAGCACGGGCUUACGGUGUUGGGGGCAUGAGGAAGAGACAAGAGCCACCAGCCAUUGAAGAUAGAGACAAGCCUUACGUCUGUGACAUCUGUGGAAAGCGCUAUAAGAACCGCCCCGGACUGAGUUACCAUUACACUCACACACACCUGGCAGAUGAGGAGGGGGAAGAAGACUCGGAGCGACACACACUACCCUUCCAGCGCAAGAACAACCACAAGCCCAAGAAAGCACCAGAUGGCUCAGUGAUCGCCAACGGCUAUUGCGACUUCUGCCUCGGAGGCUCAAAGAAGACCGGCUGUCCUGAAGACCUUAUCUCCUGUGCGGACUGUGGACGCUCAGGCCACCCAUCCUGUCUGCAGUUCACAGUGAACAUGACGGCUGCGGUGAGGACUUAUCGCUGGCAGUGCAUCGAGUGCAAGUCCUGCAGUCUGUGUGGCACCUCUGAGAACGACGACCAGCUGUUGUUCUGUGAUGAUUGUGACAGAGGCUACCACAUGUACUGUCUGAGCCCUCCCAUGUCUGAACCACCAGAAGGGAGCUGGAGCUGUCAUCUGUGUCUGAGACAACUGAAAGAGAAGGCCUCAGCCUACAUCACCCUCACUUAAUCUGUGGAGCUGCGCCUCAUGCUCUCGGCCCUUCAUCCUCUCCCACACCACCUCUCCAUCACCCCUCUCUGUGCCUCAGCUUCCCCCCUCCUCCUCUGAUCCUCUCGCCGCCACUUCCGCUACAAUCCGUCCCAGUGACCUUUGACACGACUGAGCACACGGCACCGACAGCGCCGCACCCAUUCUUGAACGUCUGUCCAGCAGCAAGCUAACCUCCGUUUUUUUGUGUCACUCACAUUCCUUGAUGUGCUUGACUUGAACACCCCCCAUUCCUGCUCUGUCUCAACAGAGGAAUUCAUCAGCUGGCAAUAAGUUUGCUAGCGAGACACACACUCCAGCCUGCCAAGGGCACUUCAGACGCAUACUACUCCACAGGAGCCCUCUUAAGGGCCCUUGGAAGAGCCCUAAUGAUCUUCAGCUGCAACUCAGUCAAGUAGUGAGUGAGAAUUAAUAAGAUGGAUAGGUGGUAGGCCGAGGACAGGGCAUGGAAGACCCUGGAUAACCAUGGAGCAGUAUGUUUCAGUGUUAGCCAACUGUGAAAUAUACACCUAACCAAAAUUUCAUUUACUCCCUCUGUCCUUUACCGUGUACAGCAGAGCUGAGACGUUGAACUCUGCUCUGCUAUUUGUCUGCAGGGCUCGCUGCCCUGUGCAGUUUCAAAGGGGAUUGAACUGUACAGAAUUCAGACUGAUUCUCUAUCUACACACUCUUGAAAACUCCCCUCACUGGCAAACAAUGAGCAUCAGGUCAGGAACUCAGACCAUCUUUGACCUCACCGUGUCCUCUCUCCUUGCAUGUGGUUUCCACAAAUUAAUGAUGCAUUUUGGGAUUGACACUGAAGGUUUUAGGGUUUGGAUGUGAUCCUCGGAUGAGAGGAGAGAUGGAUUUUUCUCUAAUCAGCUAUCUCUGAUCAAACAAUGUAUUUAAAAAUGACAAUUUAGGCUUAGCAUCUCUCACAAAUCCUUUACCUGACCUUUAUCCGCCCUUCCCUUCUAUGAAACAAUGACUGUGAAGCCAGUGUGAGACUGAAACACUCCUGGUGCUUGGUGUGUAUUAUCUGUGUGUUAAGAAUGUAGGAUUGAUGUGUGGACAAUGCAGAUCUUUGUCUGGCCAUGCAGAGGCCUAAAAACUUCUUUUUUAUGAUUCCUUUUUUAUUUUUUUUUCAUUUGCAUGUUGUUAUUUUGAAUUGUUUUUAAAGACUUUUGAUUGAAAUUGAAAAGAAAGCACACUUAAUUCGCAAUAAUGUGUUUGUUAUAUGAACUAUUUUGGCCAAUCUGGGUGUGUUUUAAACUCUGUGUGUGCCUGUGUGUCUGUUUGUGUGAGUUUAUAUGAGCACUACAGUAAUUGUAGCUAGCUCCAUGCUAGGUGGUAUCUGUGAGAGGAUUUAAGUAGCACGAAGGUAAUGUGAAUGUAAAGAAAGUCAACGUUUUCCUCUUUAGGCAUUCUGACAGAGGUGGGACAAACUCAUUGUUUUGCAAGUCACAUAUCUCAAGUCCUGGCACUGAAGUCUUAAGUCAAGGCCAACAAGUGUUAAAGACAUAGUUUGACAUUUUGGGAAAUAGAUACAAAAAUUAAAGUGUAAAAAAGACAAGUUAUGGUUUUACAGGGGUUAUGCCAGACUAUUUCUUGGCAGUAACUACAGGAAGUCACUGUGCCCAGAAAGAAAUAGUCACGAUCUUCUCACCACAUUUAAUGCCAUUUAAAUCAUUAACUGCAUAGUGACAUCUCCAUUAUAUUUAUUCCUAAGCAUGAUACUUUUUAUGUGAGUGUCUGUGUUUUCCCCUUUCUUCUCUCACAACUUUCUGAUUUUACUACACAACAUGUAGGAGAACAACUCUUGGAUAUAUAUCACCACAACACAUUGACUGUGUUGAGGGUAAUUGAUUUUAUGUUUUGUAGAGACGCUAAGAUCUUUGUUAAUAGUUUAAAGCGAUACUCCACCCAACAUUUGUCCCUUUAGGAUCAAACACUCAACACGUUUCACCUUGAACUGUGGCUUUUAAAAGACAUUAAACCACUCGUGUAACUUAAUCCACUACUUCACUUUAUAUUUAGAUCUAAACACUCAUAGUAUCACCAAAAUAUGGCUAAGUGCACUACUUCUGUUUGACACUCGUUAACAUGUGCACACUCAAGAAACAUACUGAAGCAUUAGCUUUAAUCAAAUAAUUAUUUAUCUUUGGGCUUGGUGAGGGUACCAAAAAGCUAAAGUAGAAGAGAAGUCAAGUUACAUUAGCUUGCUAGCUUGGCAGCUCUGUUUCUUGGCAAGUGAAACAAGUUGUUUUUGUCACCUUUGUGUCCUGCAAAACAUGAGGCCACCUGUUUCGUGAGAGUGAAACAUUGGUAAGAGAAGUUGUUAAAAAAAUUCUGCUAUCUGCCAGUCUACUCUGCACGUUAGAAGCCACUAUAAUAAAUCAGUACUUGAAGACCAAGCGGAAACGUUAAGGCUCUUAAUGGGAUUAAUCUAGCCAGCCAGCAUGUGUUUUUGUGAGCUUGAGAAAAAUCUUUUUUCUUUUAACCCAAAGGCCCAUUAUGUUAUCCUCAACCAGUAUAACUGGACUUCUCAAGGCAACUUUAAUGGGCACAUUACAAGACAGCUAAAGUGCAAGUGCUUAUUUAGGAGGAUGUUUGUUAGUAUAGAGAAGGCAUCCAUCCAGUGAUCUUGAGCUUUAAGCUUGGAGACAAUAGCUGUAAAUAUGGGAUUGAAUUAAGGGCAACAAUUUGCCAUUUCAUACAGUAUUUCAUAUUCUUGUGUACAUAACAAAGUAUGAAACAGGUCAAAUUCAUUUGGUUUUGGUUUGAAUGAACAUCUCAUUUUAAUGCUGCAUCAUGUCUCUAAAAGGAAACUCACAAGAUCAGAUGGCUUGUGAGAACGUACCUGAACUGUAAUUGUGUUUGCCAUCUUAUACAGAAAGACAUUAGGUGCAAAUACUGUGCUACCCCUCAAGUCAAUGUAACUCCACUGAUGCAUGAAUGACACCUGAAACGUUUCUGAUUUCAUAUUUUGAUAUCGUCAGUAUUGUUUUUUUAAAUAAUGAUGAGAAAUAACCUUUAACUUAUGUUGAUUUCCUGUUUGUUUCCUUGUUUAGUUUUGUAAUCUGUGUCUUUUCACAUUUUGCACAGCGUGGCUGCAUUUGCUCUCCAAGUGCGUUUAUGCCUCUGUGUGUGUGUGUGUGUGUGUGUGGUUCUGAAUGUGUGUGUUUAACCACUUAUGAUUACUGGAAGGUCAGAGAAAAGCAAACCGAACCAAAAGAGUGAAUUCUAAUUAUUCUACAGACAUUUUCUUCUCAGUGGAACCACUUGCAUGGCACAGCACUGCAAGUGUCGAGUACAUAUUACAACAAAAGUGUACUUGAGUGUACACAUUUCACACAAGGCACUUGGAUAAGGAUAAAUUCUGUUUCACUCUACAGUGUUAAGUCAGUGUUAUAUUUGCCAACAAAACCAGUAGUAUCCAAUCAAAUGUUUUUUUAAUUUCCAUUAACCAAUCAGAGCUAACAUCUAGAUUUGAAGAGUGUUUGGGUGGAAAUAGUUUGAUGAUGAAAUGGGUAUUGAUGAUGAUCGUUAGAUUAAAUAUAUUGGAAAUGUUUGUGUGGUGGAUGGACGAUGAUGAUGAUGUCGAUGGUGACUGAAAAGCCUUUGUAAUGGGAGCUUUCCUGGCACUUAGUAAGAGAAGCAUGGUGGAGUCAAACAAAUUUUGAUUGUACUAUCUGGGGAGGGUUGGGGUUUUGGAAGGGUGUCAGUGUGAUUAUUUAAUGAAACUUGAGCCUUCCCUUUGUACAAAUGGACAAACCAAGGUGGUGGUGAUAAUGGGGUGGUGGGGUCAAACAAGUUGAUGCCAUUACCCCCAUCUAACCCCAUUUUAGGCUGUUGGGGCGGCUUAGUCAGAGGGUUGCGACUGGGCCACUCCAGGCCUCUCUUGUAAAUUGUCGUUCUGUGAUCUUGCUUGCACUUUUUUUUUUUCAUUUCCCAAAAAUAAGAAACUAAUUGUAAGUAUGUAUGUGUGUGAGUGCGGGUGCACUUUUUAUUUUUAAUCUUUACAUUUUUUCAACGUAAUUGUCUGUUGUAAACAACACUGGAUAAAGAUGAGUUUUUAAUUUGUAUUUUUUACCUUGAGAGGAAGAUGAAAUCUUCUUCUUGGACAUUUUUAACCCCGCUCCUCGCCCUUUCCUCGCUCUCUCUCUCUUUCUCUGUCUGGAACCUGGGAGUGCUUUGAAAUGUGGACUGUGACCGCAUUGCUGUCAUCACUGCAGUCAGUCAUUCUCUGUGAAUUCAUCCGACUUUCUCAAUUUACCCAGUUUUUUCUCUCUUCCCUCGACUCUUUUUUUCCAUUAAAAAGAUGAGAUUGAAAAAUGA
Siniperca chuatsi (mandarin fish) is the source of this 5691-nucleotide messenger RNA. RefSeq names its product D4, zinc and double PHD fingers family 1 (gene dpf1). Gene Ontology annotation, cellular component: nBAF complex. Lineage: Eukaryota; Metazoa; Chordata; Actinopteri; Centrarchiformes; Sinipercidae. The record is from RefSeq and is a predicted model, not a curated record. Gene Ontology annotation, biological process: nervous system development.